Uloborus diversus is the source of this 6467-nucleotide messenger RNA. RefSeq names its product fibroin heavy chain-like. The record is from RefSeq and is a predicted model, not a curated record. NCBI's taxonomy places the organism in Eukaryota, Metazoa, Arthropoda, Arachnida, Araneae, Uloboridae. The transcript has 2 exons. The coding region runs from base 37 to 6393 and encodes 2118 amino acids.
CAGACAGAUCAUCCUAGGUUGGAUUAACCAAGCACCAUGCAGUGGUCAACUUACCUUGCCUUAUUCUUCGCUGUUUUUUGCGCCCAGAGCUACUCAGCUCUGGGGCAAGGAGCCUCAGUAUGGUCAAGCCCCCAAAUGGCCGAGAACUUCAUGAACGGCUUCUCCGUGGCUCUUUCGCAAGCUGGAGCAUUCAGUGGGCAGGAGAUGAAAGACUUCGAUGAUGUCAGAGAUAUCAUGAACUCUGCAAUGGACAAGAUGAUAAGGUCCGGGAAAAGUGGCCGUGGCGCGAUGAGGGCCAUGAACGCAGCGUUCGGCUCAGCUAUUGCAGAAAUCGUUGCUGCUAACGGCGGAAAAGAAUACCAAAUAGGCGCAGUUCUAGAUGCAGUUACUAAUACUCUUCUACAGCUGACCGGAAAUGUUGAUAACGGUUUUCUCAAUGAAAUCAGUCGACUCAUCACGCUAUUUAGCAGUGUAGAAGCAAACGAUAUAUCAGCAUCUGCGGGGGCAGAUGCAUCCGGAAGUUCAGGUCCAGUAGGUGGAUACUCAUCCGGAGCAGGAGCAGCAGUUGGACAGGGAACAGCUCAGGCUGUAGGAUACGGAGGAGGAGCACAAGGAGUUGCAUCAAGUGCUGCUGCCGGAGCAACAAAUUAUGCUCAAGGCGUGUCUACCGGAAGUACACAAAAUGUCGCAACUUCCACUGUCACAACAACAACAAAUGUUGCAGGUUCAACUGCAACAGGAUACAACACCGGAUAUGGAACAGGUGCAGCAGCAGGAGCAGCCGCUGGCGCAAGCUCUGGAUACGGAACAGGCUAUGGAACCGGAACUGGAGCAGGUGCUGGUGCUGGUUCAGGCGCUGGUUAUGGUGCUGGUGCAGGAGCGGGAGCUGGUUCAGGCGCUGGUUAUGGUGCCGGUGCAGGAGCCGGAGCUAGUUCAGGUGCUGGUUAUGGAGCUGGUGCAGGAGCUGGAUACGGUGCUGGUGCAGGAGCAGGGGCUGCUUCAGGUGCUGGUUAUGGAGCUGGUGCAGGUACUGGAUACGGUGCUGGUGCAGGAGCAGGAGCUGCUUCAGGUGCUGGUUAUGGAGCUGGUGCAGGAGCAGGUGCAGGUUCUGGAUACGGUGCUGGUGCAGGAGCUGGAGCCGGAUCUGGUUAUGGCGCGGGUGCAGGAGCAGGAGCAGGAGCCGGAGCAGGAUCUGGUUACGGCGCUGGUGCAGGAGCUGGAGCAGUAUCUGGUUACGGCGCUGGAGCGGGAGCAGGAGCAGGUGCAGGAUCUGGUUACGGCGCUGGUGCAGGAGCUGGAGCAGGAUCUGGCUACAGUACUGGAGCAGGAUAUUCUGCAGGUGCUGCGGCAGCUGGCAGCAGUUCGAGCACUCAAGUAACAACUCAACAAACUGUUACAUCACAGGCUUCUGCAGCAGGAGCUGGAUACGGAGUUGGCGCAGGAGCUGGAGCUGCAGCUUCUGCAGGAAGCGGCACUCGAGCUGGAUAUGGUACUGGUGCGGGGGCAGGAGCUGGAGCUGGAGCUGGAGCUGGAGCAGGAGCUGGCUACGGUGCAGGUGCCGGAGCUGGUUAUGGUGCUGGUUCAGGAGCUCGUGCAGCAGCCGGCGCAGGGGCUGGGUACGGCAGUGGAGCAGGAGCUGGUGCAGGAUCUGGUUACGGCAGUAGGGCAGGAGCGGGAGCUGGGGCUGGUGCUGGAGCUGGUGCCGGCUACGGUGCUGGUGCUGGAGCAGGAUCUGGUGCCGGCUACGGUGCUGGUGCUGGAGCAGGAUCUGGUGCUGGCUACGGUGCUGGAGCUGGAGCAGGAUCUGGUGCCGGCUACGGGUCUGGUGCUGGAGCAGGAUCUGGUUACGGUGCUGGUGCAGGAGCUGGAGCAGGAUCUGGUUACGGCGCUGGUGCAGGAGCUGGAGCAGGUUCUGGCUACGGUGCUGGUGCAGCAGCAGGAGCUGGCGCAGGAGCAGGAUCUGGUUACGGCGCUGGUGCUGGAGCUAGAGCUGGGGCUGGGGCUGGGACUGGUGCUGGCUACGGAAGUGGUUAUGGAGCAAGCAGUGGUUCCGGAGCUGGAGCAGCUGCAGGCUCAGGAGCUGCAGCUGGGGCUGGGUAUGGUACUGGAGCAGGAUAUUCAACUGGUGCUGCAUCGGCUGGCAGCAGUUCAAGCACUCAGGUAAUAACUCAAGAGACUGUUACAUCACAGGCAUCAUCUGGCGCAUCUGGAGCAGCAUCUGGUUACAGUGCUGGAUCAGGAGCGGGAGCAGCAGCAGGAGCUGGAGCAGGAUCUGGUUAUGGUGCUGGAGCAGGAGCCGGAGCAGGAUCUGGUUACGGUGCAGGUGCAGGAGCAGGAGCAGGAUCUGGCUACGGCGCUGGUGCAGGAGCUGGAGCAGGAUCUGGGUACGGCGUAGGUGCAGGAGCUGCAGCAGGAUCCGGUUACGGCGCCGGUGCAGGAGCUGGAGCAGGAUCAGGUUAUGGCGCUGGAGCAGGAUCUGGUUAUGGACAAGGAGCCGGUGCUUCAGCAGGAGGAGCAGCAGCUGGUGCAGGCGCUGGAUAUAGAGGUCAAGCAGGUUAUGGACAAGGAGCUGGUGCUUCAGCAGGAGCAGCAGCAGCUGGUGCAGGCGCUGGAUAUGGAGGACAAGCAGGUUAUGGACAAGGAGCUGGUGCAUCAGCAGGAGCAGUAGCAGCUGGUGCAGGCGCUGGAUAUGGAGGACAAGCAGGUUAUGGACAAGGAGCUGGCGCUUCAGCAGGAGCAGCUGGUGCAGGCGCUGGAUAUGGAGGACAAGCAGGUUAUGGACAAGGAGCCGGCGCUUCAGCAGGAGCAGCAGCAGCUGGUGCAGGCGCUGGAUAUGGAGGACAAGCAGGUUAUGGACAAGGAGCCGGCGCUUCAGCAGGAGCAGCAGCUGCUGGUGCAGGCGCUGGAUAUGGAGGACAAGCAGGUUAUGGACAAGGAGCCGGCGCUUCAGCAGGAGCAGCAGCAGCAGCUGGUGCAGGCGCUGGAAGACAAGCAAGUUACGGACAAGGAGCCGGUGCAUCAGCAGGAGCAGCAGCAGCAGCUGGUGCAGGCGCUGGAUAUGGAGGACAAGCAGGUUACGGACAAGGAGCCGGUGCAUCAGCAGGAGCAGCAGCAGCUGGUGCAGGCGCUGGAGGACAAGCAGGUUACGGGCAAGGAGCGGGUGCUUCAGCAGGAUCAGCAGCUGCUGGUGCAGGUGCUGGAAGACAAGCAAGUUACGGACAAGGAGCCGGUGCAUCAGCAGGAGCAGCAGCAGCAGCUGGUGCAGGCGCUGGAUAUGGAGGACAAGCAGGUUACGGACAAGGAGCCGGUGCAUCAGCAGGAGCAGCAGCAGCUGGUGCAGGCGCUGGAGGACAAGCAGGUUACGGGCAAGGAGCGGGUGCUUCAGCAGGAUCAGCAGCUGCUGGUGCAGGUGCUGGAAGACAAGCAAGUUACGGACAAGGAGCCGGUGCAUCAGCAGGAGCAGCAGCAGCUGGUGCAGGCGCUGGAUAUGGAGGACAAGCAGGUUAUGGACAAGGAGCCGGUGCAUCAUCAGGAGCAGCAGCAGCAGCUGGUGCAGGCGCUGGAAGACAAUCAGGUUACGGACAAGGAGCUGGUGCAUCAGCAGGAGCUGCAGCAGCUGGUACAGGCGCUGGAUAUGGAGGACAAGCAGGUUAUGGACAAGGAGCCGGCGCUUCAGCAGGAGCAGCAGCUGCUGGUGCAGGUGCUGGAAGCCGAGCAGGUUACGGACAAGGAGCCGGUGCAUCAUCAAGAGCAGCAGCAGCAGCUGGUGCAGGCGCUGGAUAUGGAGGACAAGCAGGUUAUGGACAAGGAGCCGGCGCUUCAGCAGGAGCAGCAGCAGCAGCUGGUGCAGGCGCUGGAAGACAAGCAGGUUACGGACAAGGAGCUGGUGCAUCAGCAGGAGCAGCAGCAGCUGGUGCAGGCGCUGGAUAUGGAGGACAAGCAGGUUAUGGACAAGGAGCCGGCGCUUCAGCAGGAGCAGCAGCUGCUGGUGCAGGUGCUGGAAGACAAGCAGGUUACGGACAAGGAGCCGGUGCAUCAGCAGGAGCAGCAGCAGCUGGUGCAGGCGCUGGAAGACAAGCAGGUUACGGACAAGGAGCCGGUGCAUCAGCAGGAGCAGCAGCAGCAACUGGUGCAGGCGCUGGAUAUGGAGGACAAUCAGGUUAUGGGCAAGGAACCGGUGCAUCAUCAGGAGCAGCAGCAGCAGCUGGUGCUGGCGCUGGAUAUGGAGGACAAGCAGGUUACGGACAAGGAGCUGGUGCAUCAGCAGGAGCAGCAGCAGCUGGUGCAGGCGCUGGAUAUGGAGGACAAGCAGGUUAUGGACAAGGAGCCGGUGCUUCAGCAGGAGCAGCAGCUGCUGGUGCAGGUGCAGGAAGACAAGCAGGUUACGGACAAUUAGCUAGUGCAUCAGCAGGAGCAGCAGCAGCUGGUGCAGGCGCUGGAUAUGGAGGACAAGCAGGUUAUGGACAAGGAGCCGGUGCUUCAGCAGGAGCAGCAGCUGCUGGUGCAGGUGCAGGAAGACAAGCAGGUUACGGACAAGGAGCUGGUGCAUCAGCAGGAGCAGCAGCAGCUGGUUCAGGCGCUGGAUAUGGAGGACAAGCAGGUUAUGGACAAGGAGCCGGCGCUUCAGCAGGAGCAGCAGCUGCUGGUGCAGGUGCUGGAAGACAAGCAGGUUACGGACAAGGAGCCGGUGCAUCAGCAGGUGCAGCAGUAGCUGGUGCAGGCGCUGGAUAUGGAGGACAAGCAGGUUAUGGACAAGGAGCCGGCGCUUCAGCAGGGGCAGCAGCUGCUGGUGCAGGAGCUGGAAGACAAGCAGGUUACGGACAAGGAGCUGGUGCAUCAGCAGGAGCAGCAGCAGCAGCUGGGGCAGGCGCUGGAUAUGGGGGACAAGCAGGUUAUGGACAAGGAGCCGGCGCUUCAGCAGGAGCAGCAGCUGCUGGUGCAGGAGCUGGAAGACAAGCAGGUUACGGGCAAGGAGCUGGUGCUUCAGCAGGAGCAGCAGCUGCUGGUGCAGGUGCUGGAAGACAAGCAGGUUACGGACAAGGAGCCGGUGCAUCAGCAGGAGCAGCAGCAGCUGGUGCAGGCGCUGGAUUUGGAGGACAAGCAGGUUAUGGACAAGGAGCUGGCGCUUCAGCAGGAGCAGCAGCUGCUGGUGCAGCCUCUGGAAGACAAGCAGGUUAUGGACAAGGAGCCGGUGCAUCAGCAGGAGCAGCAGCAGCUGGUGCAGGCGCUGGAUACGGAGGUCAAGCAGGUUACGGACAAGGAGCCGGUGCAUCAGCUGGAGCAGCAGCAGCUGGUGCAGGAGCUGGAAGACAAGCAGGUUACGGACAAGGAGCUGGUGCAUCAGCAGGAGCAGCAGCAGCUGGUGCAGGCGCUGGAUAUGGAGGACAAGCAGGUUAUGGACAAGGAGCCGGCGCUUCAGCAGGAGCAGCAGCUGCUGGUGCAGGAGCUGGAAGACAAGCAGGUUACGGACAAGGAGCCGGUGCAUCAGCAGGAGCAGCAGCAGCUGGUGCAGGCGCUGGAUACGGAGGUCAAGCAGGUUACGGACAAGGAGCCGGUGCAGCAGCUGGAGCAGCAGCAGCUGGUGCAGGCGCUGGAUACGGAGGACAAGCAGGUUAUGGACAAGGAGCCGGCGCUUCAGCAGGAGCAGCAGCUGCUGGUGCAGGUGCUGGAAGACAAGCAGGUUAUGGACAAGGAGCCGGUGCAUCAGCAGGAGCAGCAGCUGGUGCAGGCGCUGGAUACGGAGGUCAAGCAGGUUACAGACAAGGAGCUGGUGCUGCAGCAAGUGCCGCAGCUGCUAGUGCAGGAGCAGGUGGUCAAACAGGAUAUGGCGCAAGUGCAGGAGCCGCUAGUUCACAAGCUGUAUCCAGAACAACGACAACCACAUCACAAUCCGCAGCAGGAGGAGCUGCUUCUGGAUAUAGUACAGGAGUUGGGUCUGGAGCGGCAGCUACUGCUUCAGGUGCUGGAUAUGGAGGACAAUCAGGAUACGGAACUGGAGCAGGUGCAGCAGCAGGAGCUGCAGCUUCCGGCGCAGGAGCUGGAUAUGGAGGUCAAGCUGGAUACGGACAAGGUGCAGGAGCCUCAGCAGCAGCUGCAAGCAACCGAAUUGUAUCUGCUCCAGCUGUCAACCGAAUGAGCGCAGCAUCUUCAACUCUUGUUUCUAACGGCGCUUUUAACGUCGGUGCUCUCGGUUCAACGAUUUCAAAUAUGGCUGCUCAGAUCCAAGCUAGUUCACAAGGACUUUCUAGUGCAGAAGCAACUGUGCAAGCUCUUCUUGAAGUAAUUUCGGUUCUUACCCACAUGCUCAGUUCGGCAAACAUUGGAUACGUCGAUUUCAGUCGUGUUGGAGAUUCCGCAUCUGCUGUCUCUCAAUCAAUGGCCUAUGCCGGUUAAGCACUUUUUCAAUGUUUAAUUAUUUUUAUGUAAUUAUUCUGAGAAAUAAAAUGACAUAGUGCUUUUUUCUGAAA